Molecule: messenger RNA, 4863 nt
Organism: Haliotis rufescens (red abalone)
Lineage: Eukaryota; Metazoa; Mollusca; Gastropoda; Lepetellida; Haliotidae
Product: oxidoreductase HTATIP2-like
Exons: 7
Coding region: 146-973 (275 amino acids)
Biological process (GO): import into nucleus
Cellular component (GO): cytoplasm
Source: RefSeq, a predicted model, not a curated record
UGCAGGUUUUGUGGUUUAGGUGCGACGUUAUUAUACCUUCAUUGAGCUUGGGGGUUCUCGUUGUUUCUCUCUUAAUUGGCAGCUUUUUCUUCUGGCACGAGAUUCAACACGAACCGGACACUGAACGAAAUUGCAAGUCUUGACCAUGUUGAGUGUGAUGAGAACAAGGUGGACCUUUAGGAACAUAUACACUGUAGCGGCAACAUUGAGCCAUAGAGGCAUGGCAGAGGCUGCUCAGUCCAACUGGGAAAGAUACAGAGCAGAAGGCCAUCAGGCCUUCAUCCUUGGCUACACGGGUGAGGUGGGGAAGGAGCUGAUCAAGGAGCUAGCUGCUGCCAAGUUGUUCAAGAAAGUGGUUCUGAUUGGUCGCCGUCAAGUGGACCUGGAUACUACUGUUGGACCUGAGUUUGAGCAGAAAGUGGUUGACUUUGAGAAACUAGAGGAGCAUAGUGAUGUGUUUGAAGGCCUGGACACAGGGUUCUGUGCUCUGGGAACAACUCGAGGCAAGUCAGGCGUGAAAGGCUUUGUGCGAGUCGACCAUGAUUAUGUGCUGAUUUCUGCUGAAAUUGCCAAGGCAAGGGGCUGUAAGCACUUCAGCCUGGUGUCUUCCCAGGGAGCCAACAAGAACAGCAGCAUGCUGUACACCAGAACCAAGGGUCAGGUAGAGGAGGCACUGAAGGUCAUGCACUUUGACAGGAUCUCCAUAUACAGACCAGGGGUUCUGAUGUGUGACAGAACAGAAGACCGACCGGGAGAGAAAGUAGCCCGCGUGCUGCUCAAGCCGAUCUCUUACCUCUUCCCCACUGCAAUAACAACACCGACUGAAAUCGUUGCCAAAGCCCUUGUAAACAAUGUCGUGGCACCGAGCGAGCGCACGCAGGAACUGUACGAGAACAAGGCAAUUCACCAGCUGUCUGGGACGUCAAAAGCUUGUGGAACGCAAAGCAACCAGGAAUCAUCAAAGAGCAAAUAAAAUCUUGACACUCAACCAUUGAAGCUGAAACUCUGUGAUAAGGCUUAGACUUCAGCUUUUUGUGAAUGAUGCUGUAUUUUAGUGCUCUGCAGGCCAGUUUUACAGAAUGACCCCUGACCUUGUCAGAUGACCCCAGGUCACGCCCUGUCCUGGUACCACAGUUGACUCUGCCCACUCUGGGGGUCAAGUCAUCUCAGGGUUGAAUGACAUGUUGCUCCAGUUUUAUGGCCACAAAACUGUGUAUAGUGACUAGUUCUAUGCAAAAUUGAUGUCUUUAGGAGACAUACUUGAAUGAUGCCAUAAUGAACGUUUAGGUGUAUUAAGGCCUCCCCCCACCCCCCAAUAAAUUAAAUAUAAUUUUCUGGUUUUCCAACAGAUCCUAAUCUAGAGCCGCAGAGGCUAAGCAUUUUUACUUUCAUUUCUUGAGUUUCACUAUUCCAGGAUUGUCUGUAUUUUAUACCACUUUUAAUUUGAAAGCAGAUUAUCAUUUUCCAAAGAAAAAUACUGGUAGGUAUAAAACAAAUAACAAAUGGGAAGCACACAUAUAUGUUUUGGCUUACAUUAUUAUUAUUAUCUCUAAAAGAACGUAUAAAAGAAGAUUGCAAUUUUUGGUGAAGUCUUUUACAGUGACAUUCUUAUCAAAUACAAUGCAUUUCAUACAUUUAGUUUUUCAGCUUGAUGAGAAAAAAUCUAAAAAAGAAGCCUUUUUUUAUUGUAUAAUUAGGAAUUGACUUCAAUAUUUUUUACGUUUAUAAACAUAUUGAAGUUCAUCAUAAAUACAUCAACAACAAUAAUGACUUCAUAGUCUGCUUAUUUAAUCAUUUACAUACAAAAACUGAAGAUAACAGGACACAAGCACUCAAUCAGUGACAUCUAUCAGUGCAAUAAUGCAGCACAAGCCCCUCCCACUUUAUAAUCAGCCAAUCAGGAAACAGUAGUGAGUGGGCGUGGCCUAAUUUUUAAAAAGAUUUGCUUGGUUUGCCAAUCAAAUGCCAAGGAAUCAUUUGCAAUUUAUUCAUAUUCAUGUUACUGGAAUUACACGGUUUUGUUUAGAUAAAGCCUUCUUGUUCAGCUCCAAGAUAAUGUCGUUGACUGUGCAGAGUGACGUCCCAUGGGCACACGAGUGAUUGUGGGUUCGAAUCCUGAUUCACUCCGAUUAUGUUUCUAGGUUUGUCAGCACCAUAUCCAUGGUCAUGGGUUUCACUAAAGUGGUAAACGUCUGAGCUGCAUCACUUGUGGGUUUCCUCCCAUAUCAAACUGACACUCCGCGAUAUAACAGGAAUACUGUUCAGUUAUUAGACCCAACUCACUCACUCGUAGAUAAUGUCAUUUGUUUAUACCUGAGUUGGAAAAUUCAACAACAUCAACAGUUCAGUAUUUUUAUGUACUUUUUAUGUUUUAGUCAACAAAUUAUGAACGUUUGAAGAAUUUGAAACAUUUCAUUCUUAUACAAUAGUUCCUGUGUCAAUGAUAUUUCUGCAUGUAUAGAACAUUACAAAAGUUGAUGAUCUAUUAUUUUUGGCAUAUGGGAACUGAACAUCACAAUGUGUACAUAUUUCACGACAAAUAUAUGUUUAUUAUGUCAUGUUGUUCAUAACUUAUGCAUACAGCAUCCAUGUUAGAAAGUGUUGUUGAUAACUUUGACUUUCAAAAAUAUUGCAGCCUUUUCAUGCUAUCAUGUAUCAAUCUUGCAGGUAAACAUUAUCCUCAUUUCACUGAGAUGAUGUCUCAGGUUAACAUGGCUCUUAUUACACCCUUGAUUAUCAUUAAGAUUUUACUGACCAAUCAAACGUUGACAAAAGGGUAAGGGAGGUAACUCAUAAUACCUAGAAGCCAAAGACGGCGCCAGUUUUUAUGGACAUGAAGACAUCCUUUCCAUCAAAAGAUUUUUAAGGGCUUUCUUUUGCAUGUCAGUCAGCUUUUCAAUGUUGAAUUUCUUGCAAACUCGAUCAUUGUCAGUGGGACUUGCCAUCCCAACUUUGACAUGUUUGAGGCUGGUUUGUAGCUCUGAUUGGUAGGUUAGACCUUGUAGCGUAGCCAAUCAAACUGGUAAAUGGAAAUCAAGGGCGGGUAAUUUGAGAUUGUGAGAACCACGGAAAUAGAUCCAUGGGUUAGUGUAGGUUUAACGAAAUGCUAGCCCUGGAGAUAGAGGAUGGGGUUUUACAUUUUCAACCUAAACCUCGGAGGCCUGUUCUCUUCUACACAUUAAGUAUCAUCCAUGUUACGUUGAGAUUAGGAGAUACUGCUGUAGAGACAUCUAGACUAGCCUUACAAUUUUUCUGCUGUAUGUCAUGCUGCUGAUGUUGUAACCAUGGUAACAGCUUUUUCAAUUUUGCAUGUAUUAUGUAAUGGUUUCAAGCAAUAUAUAUAUGUGCCCAUUGUAUUGGCAUAAACUUGUUUGUUUUUUACGGUUGUCAUUGUUGGUUUAUGUGUAGCAAGUUCUUAUCAGGUAGCACUGUAAAAUGACUGGAAAGAUAUUUAAUGUUGACAAGUGAUGUACAUUUCUUAAUGUGUAUUCAACAUAAGUUAGCCAAUUUGUGAAUGAAGUGUAAUUGUUUAAGGGUUUUUUGUUAAUGUUUUAUUUAGUGAGAUUAUGGAUAGUCAUCAGCUGUGAUUGAGCAUUUAUUGUGUCAUUCAUUGUGUACAUUUAUUUAUGGCUGGGGGUAGGAGGUAGCCUAGUGCUCCCAUCUUCCCGAGGCGAGGGAGUUAACUGACUAUAAAAGUCGAGUUUCCACCUUUGCCUAACUAGGCUGAAAUUAUGGAGUUAUAUCCGUUUCAUUACCAUACAGAUCUUGAUUUUUAAUCAGAUUGUCUUGACUGGGCCCAGCCAUUUUGUUUGAAUCAAAUGCAAGUAAGAGGUGGAAUGUGAUUGGUCAAUAGGAGGGACAUAGAAGGGACAUAACUCAUAAUAGGCACUGGUGGUGCUACAAUUGAGUCCAAAAGUUACAGUCAGUUAACUCCCUUGCCUCGGGACAAUGAGUGCUCCAAGCAUUUGCCUGUCAUGCAAAAGACCAGGGUUGAAUUCCCAACAUUUGUGUCCCCUGCGGUGAUGUUGUUGUAAUAGUGUCAACAGCAGCAGCUUAAAACAAUACUCGCUCAUUUAUGGCUGUGGCUGGCUGAAUGGACAUGCCAUCAUGUGAAUAAAGGGGUGCUUGCUAGGCCUAGUGGUUGAGGUGUAGGCUCUUCAUGAUGAAGACUCCGGUUUGAUUCCCCACAUGGGUUGAAUGUGUGAAGCUCAGUUCUGGUGUGGCUGGGUCAUGAUUUUGCUUGACUAUUGGCAGAAAUGGCAUAAAAACCCGACUUACAUUUGUUUUAACUCUUUGCUCAAAUACAACGCAACAACUCACUCAAACAAGAAGAUCAUUAUUUUGCGUGUUUGCUGUUUACUACGCUCUCAGCAAUAUUCCAGCUAUAUAUGAAAGUGUUCUGUAAAUAAUAAAAUCUGUACCAGAUAAACCAGUGAUUGAUAUCAUGAGCAUCGAUGACAUGCAUCAACCAAGUCAGCGAACCUGACCACCAGAUCCCGUUAGUCGCCGCUUACGACAGGCGUAGUCACCUUUUACGGCAAGCAUUGGUUGCUGAAGGCCUAUUCUAACCCAUAUCUUCUCGGUUAUGGAAGACAAUCAAAUGUGUCCUAUUUAGAGCUGGUUAUUGUUUAAUUAUUUUAAUCAAGUUGACACAAAAUCUGAUCAUAAAUGAAAUUGGGAUCAGGUGAUUGAAAUAUGCCACUGUGCCCAAAAGACAGGCUGUGCCAAAGACAUUUGAGUCAUUGGACUAUUAUUCGGUGAUCUUACUGAACUGAAAAAUAUUCUGGUAGACCGAGUCUAACAUUGAAGACUAAAAGUAUUUAUCAUUGCUCAUGGUAUCGAUCACUAGUUAGAUCACUGCCU